Messenger RNA from Calliphora vicina (urban bluebottle blowfly), 1689 nucleotides. Its product is annotated as probable fumarate hydratase, mitochondrial. The record is from RefSeq and is a predicted model, not a curated record. Gene Ontology annotation, molecular function: fumarate hydratase activity. The coding region runs from base 93 to 1586 and encodes 497 amino acids. Lineage: Eukaryota; Metazoa; Arthropoda; Insecta; Diptera; Calliphoridae. Gene Ontology annotation, cellular component: tricarboxylic acid cycle heteromeric enzyme complex; mitochondrion. Gene Ontology annotation, biological process: tricarboxylic acid cycle; fumarate metabolic process; malate metabolic process. The transcript has 5 exons.
AGGAAUUUAUUGUUAAAAAAUUGUUUCACACAAAAUAAUAUUACAAUUCUAUUAAACAAGAAAAUCUAUUUUGAUACAACAACUAUUCCUCAAUGUUUCCUCAAAUUAAAAAUGUAUUUCUGUUGGAUAUUCGAGGAUGGCAUAAUAUAAGCACGCGUUUGGUUCAUCUUACAUAUUUGCUGAAUAAGAAUGAUAAGGAUUACCGUAUUGAAACGGAUACUUUGGGAGAAGUAAAGGUACCCAAAGGCAAAUACUAUGGGGCACAGACUGUGCGGGCUCAAAAGAACUUUCCCAUAGGUGGGCCAGAAGAACGUUUACCGGUUCCUUUAAUAAAAGCCAUGGGAAUUUUGAAAAAGGCAGCUGCCGUAGUAAAUGUGGACUAUGGCAUGGAUGCCAAUGUAAGCAAAGCCAUUGCAGAGGCCUGUGAUGAAAUAAUAGAAGGCUGCCUAAUCGAAGAACAUUUUCCAUCCAUUAUCUGGUCCACUAUUACACAAACUAAUAUGAAUUGUAAUGAGGUUAUCAGCAAUCGGGCCAUUGAAAUCAUGGGUGGUGAAAUUGGCUCCAAAAAACCAGUACAUCCCAACGAUCAUGUGAAUAGAGGCCAAAGCUCUAAUGAUACACUACCGACGGCCGUAAACAUAUCCAUGGGCAUGGAGUUAAAUAAUACCCUUAUACCAGCUAUUACCGAACUAUAUAAUGGCCUAAAGGAAAAGGAAGAAGAGUUUGCAGAUAUUGUAAAAAUUGGUCGUACUCAUCUUCAAGAUGCUGUUCCCCUAACUUUGGGUCAAGAAUUCAGUGGCUAUGCUCAGCAAAUGAAAAAUGGUCUAAAUCGCAUUGACUCGGUAUUGCCACGUGUCUAUGAAGUCUGUUUGGGUGGUACAGCUGUGGGUACAGGUAUUGGAGCUAAUCAAUGUUUUGCUGAAAAGUGUGCUGACAAAAUAGCUGAAUAUACUUGUCUGCCUUAUAAGAAGGCACCAAAUUUGUUUGAGUGUAUUGCUACCAAUGACGUUAUGGUUGAGGUGCACGGUUGUUUGAAUACCAUUGCUGCAAGUUUGAUGAAAAUAGGCAAUGAUAUACGUUUGUUGGGUUCGGGACCACGUUGUGGUUUGUCGGAACUAAUGCUGCCACCAAACGAACCGGGAAGUUCUAUAAUGCCGGGUAAAGUUAAUCCCACUCAAUGCGAAUCAUUGACUUCAAUAUGUACCCAGGUUAUGGGAAAUCAUGUGGCUGUGACUAUAGGCGGUUCAAACGGUCACCUAGAGCUGAAUGUGUUUAAGACCGUCAUGGUGGCAAAUGUUUUGCGUUCCAUACGUCUUUUAGCUGAUGGCUCCAAAAAUUUCAACAAUAACUGCAUUAAGGGCCUCAAAGCUAAUAAAAAGAAAAUCGAAAAGAUGAUGAAUGAAUCCUUAAUGUUGGCAACUGCUCUUAAUCCUCAUAUUGGUUAUGAUAAGGCAGCUUUGAUUGCCAAAACUGCUAACCAGAAUGGUACUACACUCAAGGAGGAAGCAGUGAAGUCUGGCUUUGUUACUGAGGAACAAUUUAAGAAAUGGGUUGAUCCUAAGAAGAUGAUUAGUCCUCAAAAGUAAAGGAAGGAUUCUGUUGUCCUUAUGAUGUUCUAUGUGUAUAUUUUUUUUUUUGUAUUGGAUUUAUUUUAUAAUAAAGCAGCACCAAUAUUUUACUUAAAUGCAA